Molecule: messenger RNA, 489 nt
Organism: Drosophila navojoa
Lineage: Eukaryota; Metazoa; Arthropoda; Insecta; Diptera; Drosophilidae
Gene: ND-B14.5A
Product: NADH dehydrogenase (ubiquinone) B14.5 A subunit
Biological process (GO): ATP synthesis coupled electron transport; mitochondrial electron transport, NADH to ubiquinone
Cellular component (GO): respiratory chain complex I; mitochondrial inner membrane
Source: RefSeq, a predicted model, not a curated record
UUGAUCGCAUUGCGUUUGUUGACAAAGCGUAGGCUACAUUUAAGUUAUUUAAAAACUAUACGGUUGACAUGGCUGCCGCCCGUCGUGAUAUAGCACCGUUCCUGCAACGCGUACGCGCCUUUCUGCUGGGCCGUGAACAUACUGUUGCGCUGCGCUUCGAGGAUGGCUUGGCCGAUCGCACACAGCCCCAGCCGGAGCUACCGGACGGACCCUCGCACCUGUACUCGGCCAACUACUAUUGCACCCGCGAUGCUCGUCGCGAGGUGCAGCCGCCCAUCGACCUGGUGCAGCAGCAGAAACUGAUCGAUGCCGCCGCCGAAGGUGCACCCAAGGCGCGCGCCCAGCUGCCCACGCCCGGCAAAGUCUAUGCCUGGGACUAAAGCCGUUCCGCGACCCAAUCGAUUGUACGCAAUCAGUAAAUUAAAUCAAUCUAUUUUUUUUUGUGCGAAUGCCGUUUAAUUUUAAAUAUAGACAUUGUUAAACCACGGA